Molecule: messenger RNA, 360 nt
Organism: Theobroma umbraticum
Lineage: Eukaryota; Viridiplantae; Streptophyta; Magnoliopsida; Malvales; Malvaceae
Source: RefSeq, a predicted model, not a curated record
AUGGAGCUUUUAGGCAGUCUCUGGGAACAACCAGCUGGUGGUGGGGUACUGCGCAAUGGCCUAGGGGAGUGGAUUGGUGGGUUUACAACAAGAUUGGAUACUUACACGGUGUAUAGAGCUGACUUUGGGAAGAAGUCUGGCCUAAUACUUGCAAUUUGCAAGUUAUUGGAGGAGUGGGAGGUUGUCGUAAAGCACAUAUUUAGAGAAGGAAAUUGCUCAGCUGAUUUCUUGGCUAAUUUAGGUUUUGAGAUGACAGACGUUCACACUAUUUUCCCUUCUCCUCCUUUAGGAGCAGGGGCAGGGGAGAUUAUGAUGGAUGACAUAUUAGAGCUGUGUAUUCCCCGGUCAAUUAGAAUAUAA